CAGAGACCGCGCAAAUUUCCUCUCCACGUAAGACUUUGCACGUUUCUCACUCACACCUAGCCACCUCUCUAACCCCCUGAGAUCAGAGCUCCGGUGUCGCUUUCGGGGUCUCUCAGCUGAGAUUCGCGCCAGCUCCGCAUCCCGUCGGAUCAGUCUUCCCACGCCACUCGUCGCUGUGGUUGAUAUUUGCGAUAGGAUACCAAACUCUGGAUCUCCCUAAUACUCUCUGCCGAUUUCCAACGACAUCUCCGGUUGAUACCGCUUUCGAGACCUCACUAUCCCUACGCUGGCCGUCAAGGAUGCGCGAAGCGCAUGUGAUCGGAGUGACAAACAAGAUCUGAUUCUCAAGGCUCCAAUACGAGCUGCCAUAAUUGUUUCUGAUCUCGAUAAUUGGAUUUCCUCGUCGGCUUGUUUGCGGCGUCUUUCACUGAGGAGAGUGGUGUACGCACUGGGCGAUCGAUUCGCAGGGAACCUGCUUUGCGAUGGCUUCGGAUACAACCGUGCCGGCAGAUGGCCAGGCCGACGGCUCAUCUGAAUACAAGGUAGAUGUCACCAAUCCUUAUGAGACUGAUCCCGAACGCCUACCCGAAGAUGAUCCCUUUCGGCGGCGCAGUGCGCACUACGGUCGCUAUAAGCCGCGGGAUGAUGAUUUUGCACCUCGUUACACUGAUUGGUGCGGACCGGACACAGAAGCGAAACAGUACUGGGAAGACACCGUGAAGUCUUUAUGGACACCGGAAAACUCACUGCAUGUGCCGGGUGGGAGGCAAGUGUAUGCUGCUGGCAGCAUAAUCAUCAGAGUCGACCACGAAGAGUCAAUCGGUGCGGCAGCUGAACGGUUCUCAUCUCUGAAUGAGAAUGAGCUGAGCGCGUCAAGAAAUGCAGAGGACAUACUGAGAGAGAUGGGAGUUGCUGUACCAACAAUCUAUUUUUGCGGCACGGUAGCAGGGAAGAAUGUGACGGUGGAGGCUAGAAUCCCUGGCGUUUCUCUUGAUGUUGCGUGGAAGUACCUUGCAGCCGAGCAGGUUGAGACGUUGAAACAGCAGUGUCGUCGUGUAUCGGAACGACUCAGUACGAUCGAUACUCCCCCGCAACACCCGUCCUACCUCUGCAGCAAACUCAAUCCGCAACACCCUUCCGAUCUCGUAGGGCUGGAACAAAAAACGCUAUUCAAGGAGGCCGAAGCGUCAGAGAACUUUUUAUUCGUUCACAAUAAUAUGCUUCUUUCAAACGUUAUCGUGAACAAUGACAAGGUAGUCGGUCUGACUGGUUGGCGAGAUAGCGGUUACUUUGGUUUUCAGCGAGCAAGCAAAGUACAUCGGGGAGUACGGGUUCCGCAGAUUGCUUCAAUAAAGGAGCUGGGGGCCAGUCUUGAGGAUCUCGACCCCUGGGACGACCUUUACAAAGGUCUCCAGGAGCCUGUGGCGGGAAUUACUUCUACCGAGGAGCACAGCGCACCUGCUUCCUCAGUGAAGGCUGAACCCCAAAAUAUGGACUUGGAUGGAGUCCCUCUCAAUGCUGAAGCGGAUAUCAAGCCAGUGCCACCGCAUCUUGGCGGCACAGAUUUGCCCGAGGAGCAUCCAACCCCCAAGAAGGUUGCCAGCCUCAAGAACCAAGGGAACUCAAGGGCAUCAUCAUUAGACCGGUCUUCACCAGCUAACUCCACGAAAGGCCCAGCCAAACGGGCCGCUCCCGCAGCAACAAAGAAAGGUAUCGGAAGAAAGCCUGCGCCCAAAAAACGGAAGCUUGACGACCAGGAUAACGAGAGCGUGGGCAGUCGCCGGUCCCAGACACCGUUACCUUCCCGUCCUAGCAAGGCACUUGGGAUGAAAAAGGGGGGCUCUGCGUCGUUGGCAAACUCGCCGGCGCCUGAAAGCAAGAAGAAAGGCACUAAAAAAGCCGCAUUGAAGGAGGACCAACAGGAACCAGAGGAGCAAGAGGAGGAGGAAGACGACGAGGACGAUUCCGACAGCAACGAAACCUUCUGUAUUUGUCGAAAGCCCGACAACCACACUUGGAUGAUCGCCUGUGAUGGCGUUUGCGACGAUUGGUAUCAUGGAAAAUGCGUCAACAUUGACCCCCGAGACGCCGAACUUAUUGAGAAAUACAUAUGCCCUAACUGCAAAGCACAAGGGCAUGGAUGGACUAUCUGGAAGCCAAUGUGCAGGCUGAAAGAGUGCCGUAAGCCUUGUCGCUUCGACAAGAGAAACCUCAGCAAGUACUGCUCCGACGAGCACGGGCUGGAGUUUAUGCGCCAAAAAACCCAGCACCUUAAUUUAUCCUCUCAGCUAGCGAAGCCAAAGUUUAUUCGCAGGGCGGCUUUCAAUGGAUUCCUUAAUCCUAGGGAUGAUGAUAGCGAGUUUGAGGGAUCCCAUAUUGAAGAUGAAGGAGAUGACAAUAUGGCAGACCUUGGAAGCAGAGGCGGGGUUCUCACUGCCGGGGACCUUACAGCUGUCAUAAUGGGAGUCGUGUCAGCGGCCGAAUUUCGCAAACUAGGCGCACACAUUGUCGCGCCUCUACCGGAAGAAGAAAAUGACGAUGCGGAAACGAAGUCAGUCAAGAAGCUCGGUCUAGAUGUUGGCGUCGAUGGCCUUGGUUACUCGCCUGACGAGGCGGAGAAACUCGAAAAGCUGCGCAAGCGGCGUGAUGACUUAUUCCAUCGCAGAGAUAUGCUAGAAGCACGCAGUAACUUCCUCACCCUUGUCCGUCAGAGAUCGAAGAGCAUUCUCGAGGUCUUGAAGAAAAAAGAUCCCAAAGGUGGAUGGAAAGAUAUUUGCGGCUUUGAUACAAGACUGGCUUGGGCUGACGACGAAUUCGACGAAUGGAGGCUGUCGGACACAGGCAGAAAGGCGUUAGAGGAGGGCACGCCUGAAGCGCUUGCUUCAAGCUACCCCGGCACUGACGCUGAUGGCGACACGAAUAUGGAGGACGAUAAUGCCCACGAGUUUGCGAGUCUUACCCGAGGAGUCUGCACCAAGAAACGAUGCGAGAGGCACAAGCAAUGGCUUAAGGUCCAACAACAGGACGCUGCGUUUGAAGAAGUAACGCUUGUCGAUGACCUCGCAGAGUGCGAAAGAGAGGCCAAAGGGGUGGUGGAAAGAGCCGUUCUCAGAAUGUGGGCUGAGAACGGAAACAUGCAAAAUGGCCACUAAAAGCUAUCUUGUCUUCUGGUCGAUUCUGAUACCAUUCUUUCCGGGAGAGAAAGGAUUGCAUUUCAGCGUUGGAUUUGCUUAAUGGUUGGUUUGAUCACUGGGUGCAUAAGGAUGGCGUAUUCUGGCUGGUGACAGGAAUAUAAGAACCCAUAUUUCUUUCGUCAUAGAUAGCGUGUAUAAUAAAGUAUAUCGCCGGGUGCCUCGUGUAGUGCGUCCGGCGGCGUCGUGCCUUCACUGAUGUCUUCGAAACUGAGUAAACUUAUGUCCUAGUACUGCUCCACGUACACCAUUUCCCAACACCACUACCCACCCGAUCCUUAAUCACCUCGACCACAGGGACGUUCCUUGUAUUCGACAUCAAAAGAUGUGUGUCAAUACCUUGGUCAAGCGUCCGCAUUAACAGGCUCGGAAAGAGAGGCCCAUCCGUUACGGAAAACAUCGACUGAAGCCCAUCAGCCGGAGCUUGCUGGGAUCCGGGAUCCCUCUGACUCUGUGGCAGCCUUCCUUCAGAGUUAUCACGGACUAUCGGCCCAACACCGCUUGUGUUCACAAAUAGGAUAGACAGGUCGGGCCGAUGCAUACGGGAUAGCUGGGUUGAUGUCCGCAGCGCACUGCUCAAGACGGCCGUGCCCCUCAUGGCGUUCGACGCUCGGAUCACAGCCUCCGUGAGCGUGUCGAGACCGGCGACUAUGAGGGUCAUUGAGUGGCCGGUGUCCGGUGGAGUGCUGUGCUGAUUCUCAUUUCCAUGCUCGUGGUCAUGAUCGUCUUGGGGUUGGUGAGCUUGCCAUGUCUUGCGUAGGAUGUCAGAGACUUCGUCAAUAGCCUGUACGGCGGCAGCAAAGUCGAAUACCGGGAAAAGCUGAACAGAGUCAAGAUAUGAAAUCGCCUGUGCGCGUGAGAGAGGGGGUUGUUGGUUGGAUAGUAGUGAGGCGAGAAGUUUCUCGGGCGAGAAGAUGGUUAGAUUUGCAGGAUGGAUUAUGAACGUCCUGUUUUGAGAUUUUGGUGUACCGAUAGUGGAAGCAGUACGCCGGAGCCAGUCUGUCAGAAGGCGUCGGGGGAGCUGAAAGUGUGGUUAGUAGUCGUUUGCAAUACAAUCGAUG
Aspergillus calidoustus is the source of this 4252-nucleotide messenger RNA. The record is from the annotation of a GenBank genome assembly. Lineage: Eukaryota; Fungi; Ascomycota; Eurotiomycetes; Eurotiales; Aspergillaceae.